Molecule: messenger RNA, 4621 nt
Organism: Trichogramma pretiosum
Lineage: Eukaryota; Metazoa; Arthropoda; Insecta; Hymenoptera; Trichogrammatidae
Exons: 12
Coding region: 736-3864 (1042 amino acids)
Biological process (GO): lipid metabolic process
Molecular function (GO): lipase activity
Source: RefSeq, a predicted model, not a curated record
CCACGAGGCAGCCGCACCACUCGGUCGAUCGGUCGACUCUCUCUUCCGCAGGUAUAUACACAUCCAAGCCUUUAAGUUCAGUCUCCGUCUGGCUCGCUAGCGGCUCGCACGCGCGGCCCUCCUCUGGUUCCAUUACUUCGAGCCUUUUACCGUCUCUUACCGAUAAUUACAUAGACAUAUAUUGGUAAAUAAGGCAGACAAUCGGUUCCACGCCCGGGCACCACUGAGCAACGGCACAGCGACGGUUUGUUUACAAAUAAUACAUAGGAUACCCAAGCUAGGUUCGGACGCUAAUCGCGUUCAAAAAAGUCGUGCCUGAAUCGAAAAAUCUCCCGUACGGUGUGAUGUGCUAAUGCAAAAGGAAAAGAUCGACGAGACGCGGACUCGGUAAUGGCUGUGAUCUUCCAACUGAAACCGACGCUCGACUGCACAAACCCGCCAGCGCCGUUGUCCUGUCUGCUCUCGCCCCGCAGUCACUUCCAUUGUUACUCUUUCUGAGGCGAUUUCGCGACUCGUCGUCCUCGCAGGUGAUAACUUUCAGUGAUUAUCGUUGCGCCAGCCGAGUCGACGACUGAGACUCUCGAAGAGUGUUUCGAAUGUGGCGCGCUCUCGAGCGACUCGCGGCCAACGAGAUUGACAGAGAGAGAUAGAACGCGCGGAGCUCGACUAACUUGGGUAAAAUGCGAGAGUGAGCUCCGAGUGAUAUCAACGCUUGGAGAGGACGUGCCGCUGUCGAUGCCUGAGAUGACCGGCAAACAAUUACUGCUCAUCCUUUUCGUGCUUCCGAUUUUCUUCACUGCUCUAGUGAACAAUGUCGAGUCAGCGAAUGACAUCAGAUUCGUGGAUGAAUCGUUGGAUGAGCAAAAUGACGCGCAAAUCUAUAAGGCCGUGGUCGACUCGAUGAACGAAUGGCAACUGAAGACUCAGCGCAAAGGACGCCACAGCCGACGACGACGCGAAGUUUCGCGAGUCUGCUACGAGGAUGUCGGCUGCUUCGAGGAUACAGGUCCUUUUAGCUACCUCGAGAUGUUACCUUCGCCGCCUAAGGAUGUUGGCACCAGAUUUUACGUCUACGGAAGCCGCAAGGCAAGAUCCAUACCGAUGGAGGUGCCGGCCGAGAACAUAAGCGAAAAAGCAGGCCACACCAUCGAUCCGAAGCUACCGACCAAGGUGAUCGUGCAUGGCUUCGGCUCGAGUUGCGAUCACGUCUGGGUUUACGAGAUGCGAGCUGCCCUCACUGCAGUCGUCGAGUGCAACAUCGUUUGCGUCGAUUGGGGCCCAGGAAGCGCCGUGCCGAAUUAUGUCCGAGCCGCAGCCAACACGCGACUGGUCGGCCGUCAGCUGGCCAAGCUCGUGCGUAGCCUCAACGUACCGCUUGACAAGGUCCAUCUGAUAGGCUUCAGCUUGGGAGCUCACGUCGCCGGUUUCGCAGGAGCCGAGUUGGGCAACGUCUCGAGGAUUACAGGCCUCGACCCAGCCGGACCACUUUUCGAAGCCCAAGACCCUCGAGCUCGUCUCGACGCCAGCGACGCAAAAUUCGUCGACGUCAUUCACAGCAACGGUGAGCAGCUGAUCCUUGGAGGCCUCGGCUCAUGGCAACCAAUGGGCCACGUUGAUUUCUAUCCAAACGGCGGUAGGAUGCAGUCUGGAUGCACGAAUCUCUUUGUCGGCGCGGUCAGCGAUAUCAUUUGGUCGAGUCCAGUAGAAGGUCGCUCGCUGUGCAAUCACCGACGAGCCUACAAAUUCUUCACCGACUCCAUAAGUCCGAAAUGCCACUUUCCUGCUUUUCCAUGCGAAGGCGGCUACGAUGCUCUGCUCAAGGGUGAGUGUUUUCCCUGCGGCACCGAGUCCCAGGAGUGUGGAAUCAUGGGUUAUUACGCCGACGAGUCACCCGCCAGAGGUCAGCUUUACCUCAUGACAAGGGAUGAGGAACCUUUCUGUGCACAUCAGUAUCAGGUGAAGGUUUACAAUAGCAAGCACGAGCGACCAGUAAAAAGUUACGGCAGAUUGCAAGUGACAUUAUUGUCUGAUAGUGCCAUCAACGAGACAUUCACGAUGACGAAGAAAGACGACGAAGAGUUACUCGUUAGUGCAAUUCUGCAAAAAAUCGUCGUGCCCCAUCCAGCGCUCAUGAAUAUCGAUGCCUUAGAGAUAAAAUACACGGCGUACAGCGGAUGGAUUCAGUCGGGUCUCGUCUCCUGGUCCGUCGACAAGGUCUCCUUGACCGACCCUCACAACAAUGUCCUAUCCAUCUGCAAACGCGGCCUCAUCCUGGAAUCUGGCAAACCGGUUUAUCUUCCGCUCUUCAAGGGUGACUGCAGUGUCCCACCCGAAAUCGAGAAUAUGACGGUCGCUCCGCUGCUCGCCAAGGAUGAGAUGGUGCAAGCACCACAGAGUAUCGGACCAUUUACCAAGGAGCAUAAUUACGAUAGGAAUCAUGACGGCGGCUUUACCAACGAGGUGCCGCAAAAAAGUUUGGGACCGUUCACCAAAGACCAAAAUAUCAAAAUUGCUAACGAGAAGGCCAAAGACUACGAUAGAGAUAAAUCCGAAAAGCAAAAACAUGUCCAGGAUGCAACGAAUUCCUGGUCAUUCCACUUUGACAUACCGAAUGAUGGUGCUGCCAAUUCGGCUGACGUGGGUGAAUUUGUCGAACGGGGUCGAGGUUUUUCCGGUUUGGGAGCCCCUUUGAGUCUGCAUCAAAUACCACCAGUUGUUUCAUUGGUGUCUUCGUCGUCGCUCUCGGAUCAAGCGAAUCCCAAAGAGAUGCACGAGCCGCUCAUACGUUCUAAUGGAAAUCACAAAAAGGACCCUGCGGGUCGCUCUCUCAGACUACCGGAAAUCACGGAACCUUUGCUAAAAGCUAAGAACUCGAGGUCCGACGCUCAACAAGACGUUACCGAAGAAUCACCGAGCUCGCGAGAAUUUACCAUUCAGUUUUUGCCGGAAAGAAUAGCCGGGAUUUUGGCUCAAGCGGAGAAGUACGCGCGCAUGACGCUACUGCCACUGAUAUCGCAGUACACACCUAGCUUCAUCGGUGGUGCUAGAAGCGACAAGCCAAAAUAUUUCCCACCCUUGGGAAAUAUUUUUGGUACUCGCGAAACAGAUGACGACGAUUCGAGCGAAGAAAAACGACGCAAAAAAUUACUCUCGUCCAAAGACAGUCGCACGAAAUAUUACUACGAGUUUGAAGAAACUGUAACACCUAAAGCCAGCAGUAGCACUACUGGCACUAGUAGCAGUACCGAUAGCAGUAGUAGCACCUUGAGUCCAGAAAGUGGACGCAGUAUUGUUUACGCUGUAGCCUCGACUACACCUGGCGUCCCUAGUUCCACGAACGAAAGCAGAGAAAAGAAUGGAAGUAACGAGUGGGUCCCCAUACCUGUGAUGAUGCCAGCGGCUCAUACUACCGUCAGCGUAGAAGCUGCAACGGGUAGAAAGCAAAAAUCUCUCGAAGGCGAGUGGGUAAGUGAAAGCGGCACCAACUGGUCACCACGCAGCAACGACACCGACUUGCCCGUGCCCGAGACGAAGAUCGACGACUGGACCUCGCUAGCCGUCGCUCCACUCGAUAGCGCGUCGUCGACGUCGACCUCCGUCAUCAAUGACUCGAGCGCCGGAGCGGAAGUGACGAUGCCGACCGAGCAGCAAAGGAAGUUCAUACCGCUGCUUGAAUUCACCGAGAGUGUGACCGACUCGCCGAAAUCCACGGACACGGACGGUGAACUGCGGACGUCAUCGAGAAAUUUGGUCAAUUCCUACGUUUACGGGACGAAAAACGACCCUCGCACCAAGUACAUACCCCUGGUAGCCGAGGAGGAUAUGGGCACUUUUACGGCCAGUAUCGUACGCGAUACCAGGUGAUAAUGUGAGCGUUACGGUCGGAGACGAUUUUUUACUAAUUUUAAGCUUUUUUGCUCUCUCGCUCGGGCUCUUACAUUAUUUUACGAAAAAAAACGAGUUAUGAGAUAUUGUGAGCGACUGAUGUACUUGGUGUGCCUUUUAAAAAUGUGCAUUUUUUUAUGUGCUUUACAAGUAUUUUCAUAGACUGUAAUUUUUAGAAAAUAGUUGUCAAAUUCCCUAUCGGAUUCACCUGCAUCCUGAUUUUACGUUGAUUGAAAAUAAAAAUUAAGACAUGAACCUACUAGGUUUAAGAUUUUUGUAUAUAAUUUGUGAAAAUUUGACGUUUUUUUUUUAUUAACUAUUGGAAAAUGUGUACAAAAUUUGGAAAUUUCCAAAUUGUUAAUCAAAAUGAACAUCUUGGUUCGAUGAAAAUAGUUGGAUCUUUAUACAUUAAAAUUUAUGUGUACUGUCAUGAGUAUAAAAUACUUUCAUAAGUUAUGUUUUUUAUUAUUUUAUUUUAAGAUGGUUAUACACACCGUAAACUUGAUAAGAACGAGGUGUUGGAUGACAGCGAUUAUUACCUGUGUGAUAUUAAUUUAAGUUAAUAAUUAUCGUUAUAUACUUUGUUUAUUAUUACCGCAAGAACUCUAGAACGAGUUUGGUAAAUAGUUAAUAUUUUACUAGUAAUUCUAAAUUGUAAAUAAAUAUUUGCAAUAUGCCAUAGUUAUAAAAUGUAACACCGAUUAAAAUAAUAAAUCACAAAAUAUAUUCUAGUGUA